Molecule: messenger RNA, 1593 nt
Organism: Danaus chrysippus (African queen)
Lineage: Eukaryota; Metazoa; Arthropoda; Insecta; Lepidoptera; Nymphalidae
Source: the annotation of a GenBank genome assembly
AUGUUGUUUGAAGUUGCAUUUAUUGUGACCGCGAUAAAGUUCUUUUUUAUGCCCUUAUAUCACUCCACGGAUUUUGAAGUUCAUAGAAACUGGCUAGCAGUAACACACAAUUUAUCAUAUGAUAAGUGGUAUUACGAUACCACCUCGGAAUGGACACUAGAUUAUCCUCCAUUUUUUGCUUGGUUAGAAUAUUUUCUGUCUCAUAUAGCGAAAUAUUUUGAUCCAGAGAUGCUCAAAGUAGAAAAUAUCAAUUAUAAAUCUGAUAUGACAGUCAUGUUUCAAAGAUUGUCUGUGAUUGCUCUGGACUGUGUAUUCAUUUAUGCUGCGAAGCGUUGUACCAGUGCAAUUUCAAAUGGUAGUCUUCUUGUAUACAUACUUCUAAUAACUAAUCCUGGCCUUUUAAUGGUUGAUCAUAUACAUUUUCAAUAUAAUGGUUUCUUAUUUGGAAUUUUACUUUUAUCGAUUGGAAAUAUGAUAAGGAGUAACUUUAUAUCCUCGGCUCUUUGGUUUGCCAUACUAUUGAACUUCAAACAUAUAUUCCUGUAUAUUGCACCAGUGUAUGUGGUGUAUUUGCUUAGAGUGUACUGCUUCCCAACAUCCUCAACGGGUGGUGUACAUACUCCCUGGUCAACAUUCUCAUUUGGUAAUCUUAUUAAGCUUGGUUUGGCUGUAUUAUCUGUGUUUUCUUUAUCUUUUGGGCCAUUCAUUGACCAAAUACCACAGCUCAUUUCAAGAUUAUUUCCAUUCAAACGAGGGUUAUGUCAUGCUUAUUGGGCACCAAAUUUUUGGGCCUUAUAUAACUUUGCAGACAAAGUUUUGCAGCAACUAUGUCUAAAAUUAGGAAUAGCAAUUACAUCACCAGAGGCUUCCAUGACUGGAGGUUUAGUGAAGGAGUACAAUCAUGCCAUACUUCCAUCGAUUACACCGACAAUUACAUUUCUUCUAACUGUAUUAUCUAUGCUACCAGCCUUAGUAAAGUUAUGGUAUCUUGGAGCUGAUAAGAAGUAUAGAUCUAUGAGCUUUGUUAGGUGUCUCACAAUCUGUGCUACAUGCUCCUUUAUGUUUGGUUGGCAUGUCCAUGAGAAGGCUAUACUGAUGAUAAUCAUUCCUCUUACAUUCCUUUCCGUCCUCGGCCGUGCUGAUGCAAAAGCAUACUUGUAUCUAUCGACAUUAGGUCACUAUUCGCUAUUCCCUCUCCUCUUCCAUAAAAAUUUGUUACCAAUUAAAGUGUUUAUGUUAUUUACACAUUCAGCCCUCGCCUUUCAUCAUCUCCCGUUAAUUUACGAAGUUCCUAAAACUAAAUCAAAUAAAAGCAGCGGUUUCCGAUCGUUGUCCGGACCGGAGAAAUGUCUCUCCAUGCAUUUAAAUGGUUUAAUAAUUAUUUUUAUUUACGAAAAUGUUAUUCAUAGCGCUUUAGGUUUGGACAAAACGCUGCCUUUCUUUCCUCUCAUGAUAACAUCUGUUUAUUGCGCUCUAGGAGUUUUUCUAUUUUGGAUAUCCUACUACGCUUAUUUCCUUACAUUUAAUACGAAUAAAAUACCGACAUUCACUACCGAUACGAUGUCGAGAUUUACAUUGGAGAAGGAUAUGUAA